Plodia interpunctella (Indianmeal moth) is the source of this 2305-nucleotide messenger RNA. It is a transcript of the gene MrgBP, whose product is annotated as MRG/MORF4L binding protein. The record is from RefSeq and is a predicted model, not a curated record. Lineage: Eukaryota; Metazoa; Arthropoda; Insecta; Lepidoptera; Pyralidae. Gene Ontology annotation, biological process: regulation of transcription by RNA polymerase II. Bases 124 to 870 code for a protein of 248 amino acids. The transcript is spliced from 5 exons. Gene Ontology annotation, cellular component: nucleus; NuA4 histone acetyltransferase complex.
UGUUGUGUUCUUGUUUUGUUUUGUGUGUGUAUGUGUGUGUUCCUUUCAGGCCUCCCUGCCUGAGGUUUUUAUUACCAAUCUUUCAAUAGUUUCAAUCAUUCUUGUUGUUUUGAAACAAUCAACAUGGUCUCUAGCGAAGAAGAAGCAGAUGUAAAGACUGGGGACACGCUGGAAUGGGAUGUAGAUAUGGAAAUACAGUUAUUUUACGCAAUGGCGAACCACAAGCCGGUAGGCAUUAACAAACAUUUCCAAAUGGCUUGUAUUUGGGAAAAACUUUCUAACUCAAUCACCAAAGAAAUAUCGACCCAAGAUAUUUGGAAACAUCUUGAGAGUUUAUACGAUCUCCCGAUGUUGGAUGACACGGAAAGGAUUCCUUUUCCUAAUCAAGAAGUGCCGUUUAGUUUGUCAGAGAGUGAGUUUGGAUCUCUUAUCAAGCAGAAGUGCAAGGAAGCUGUGAUCGGCGAUGAUAGUGAAGAUGGCCGCACACCGUCGCCCAAGCCUUCAACACCCAGAAGCACUGCAUCUAAAGAUAAUACACCAAAAGCUGGCAGUCGUAAAGACAGCAUGAGUGCGUUAGCGACGAAAACACGCAAAGAGAGUGGCAGCUCGCAUGCGUCUACUGAUACACCAAGCAUCAAAUCUGAGAAGGAUUAUGACCGCAGGCGUGACUCCCGCGAUUCCAACGCAUCCGGGACGCGCGACAGCUCCACCAGCAGGAAGUCUACUUCGCAGAGGGAUAAUAAAAACACAAAAUCCAAAGCAUGGGAGUCCCCGCUCAUAGACGAGGACAGCGGGUCUCGGCGCGGACGGCGGCGCGCGAACACGUCGACGCCGCCGGCGACGCCGGCCGCCAAGCGCCGGCGCACGUGACCGGCGCACGCGCACUCCUACCGCCACUUCUUCUGACGCUCGCGUCCGGGGUGGCCGUACCACCACAGGGACAGGAGAAACGCUGCUCAUGUGUUCUUCUCGUGAUUUUUUUUUAUUUGCUAAAAGUGCCAGGUACUAAUCAGUUAAAUCGUCAGUGGUAUUGAACUCAUAAUUCUGUAGCUUAUGUAAUUGUUAGCUCGUCUUGAAGGAGUGAAUGAGUUAGCAAGAAUAUUGAAUUGUGGAAUUUAUUAUACUACCAGAAGCCUUGAUAACGCGUAUGCGCGUUUUUUGCCAGGCACAGAGAUUUGACGUUAGUAUAGUAUAUGACUAGGAACCAGUCGAUGGCGGCCGCGCGUUUUGUUGAUACGCCGUUGCAAUUAUCUCAUGUUUUUCAUGUUGACAUUGUACAAUACGAAUUACCACUUACAGUUUUAAUAUGUAUUUCAAUGACUUUAUAAAUAAAUAAAUAAGUAGUUAAAAACAAUAUAAAAAGCUACAUUAAACUCAUUUUUAUAUAAAAAAAUUGCUUUAAUAAUUACUAGAUAUUAAAAUUUUAUACUAUUGCAUAUAGCUAUAGCCAUCUCGCAAUGUAAUCAUAAUGAUAAAUAGUCACAGUACUCAUUCAUUAAAAUUUUGCUGUUAGUAUGUAUAUAUAUUCACUUCGCCCAUCUGGUACUUGCAUUGACGUCCCCAACCAGGAAUAUCUGUGUGGGAAUAAUGAGAUAAAACACAUUUUAACGUAUAGUAGUUUAAUCCUGUUAUUCAUAAAAAAGUUACAGCUUACUUUAAGCUAACUUAUGUUUUAUCUCUUUCUAACAAUAUCAAACAUUAUAAAAUACUAUAGUGACAACACAUACUUUAGUGUUAAAUUUUUAUUAACAUUUUUUCUAUUCAGCAAUAUCUGUUACAUUUACAGACACAUGACUGCUUUAUCAGUUGUAACAAGAAAUAUUUUUUACUGUUUUUAUAAUAAAACUUAUUUUGUCUUGUCAAAUGUUGCUGAUUGUGUUAAUGUCUGUCUGUAUGAACUCUUUAAAAUAUGUAUAUUGUAUUCUUAGUGUUACAGUAAAAUGUAUUUUAUGUAAGCAGUGAUUAGCUAGAAUAAAUGAUUACAGUCUGUUUAGAAAGUGAAGAAAUUAAAUGAGGUUUCUGUCUCCUGUUGGCUGGUAACACUGAGUGUGUUUCAACCACAUGGAAUUAGUAAGUACUUUCUAAAUCAAUGUUCUACCAUUCUUGUCCGUUCAAUUUGGUAUUGUAAUGGUAAAAUAAUGCAGUUAGGCAAAAAUCCCUUUUCUUCACUUUUUUACAGACUGUAAAUAUAUCAAAUUCUUUAAAACAAUAUAAAAUGUAUGACAUUUUCUUUAAGUACCAAACAAUGCACCUUUAUCUAGAAUGUAUAAGUAUCAACGAUUUAUAAUAAAACAAAAAGAAUUAA